UCGGUAAAUUAGUUAACGGAUUAUUGUGAGCGUGUGUGUGUGUGUGUGUUCUAAAAUACCAAUAUGGAUACCGAAACGGAAUCGGAAAUACAAAAGUUUUAUAAACAUAAAAUCGUCUUUGUCACCGGCGGUAGUGGAUUUUUGGGCAAAGUGAUCAUUGAGAAAUUGCUGCGUUCCACAGAGGCAAAGCGCAUCUAUGUGAUGAUCCGGCCGAAACAGGGUCAGGAUAUCAACGAACGUUUCGCUGCCUGGGAAAAUGAUCCAGUAUUCACUACACUGCUGGAUGCUCAACCCAAAUCCCUGGAACGAGUAAUGCCCAUAGCUGGCGAUUGUCAGGCAUCUGAUCUGGGUAUUAACGAGGAGGAUCGCCGAUUGUUGGUGGAGGAAGUUCAAGUGGUUCUGCAUAGUGCGGCAACUGUGAGAUUUAUGGAGCCACUACAUGUGGCUCUGGCCAUCAAUACACGGGCCGCUGGUCUGAUGUUGCAAUUGGCCAAGGAAAUGACUCGAUUGGAGGUCUUUGUGCAUAUCUCGACUGCCUUCUCCAAUUGUGUGGUGAAUCACAUUGAAGAGAGAUAUUAUCCGGAGCAUUUGAACUGCACAGUUGACCAGGUAUUGCAGCUAACUGACAACUUGAGCGAAGAGAUGGUCGAUGGUAUAACGACCACAUUGCUGGAUAAAUUUCCCAACACCUAUACGUAUACCAAAGCUCUUGCCGAGCAAUUGAUACAGAGGGAAGCAGGAGAUAUGCCCAUCUGUGUCUAUCGGCCUGGAGUUAUUAUUGCUAGCUACAAGGAACCAAUGUCGGGUUGGAUUGAUAAUCUCAAUGGACCCAUUGCCUUGCUGUAUGGUGCAGCAUUUGGAAUUGUUCGCGUCUCCUGGGCUAACUAUCAGGCACAGGCUGGCAUCGUGCCCGUAGACUAUUGCGCCAACAUGGCCUUGGUCUGUGCCUGGAAAACAGCACAAGAGACGACACGUCCGGCAGAUCCUCCUAUCUACAAUCAUGUGCCUAGCGAUCAGAAUCUAAUUACUUGGGGUGGCUUUAGGGAUAAGGCAAAGGAUCAUGUUCGCGAUUAUCCUUUGACACAGAUGAUGUGGUGCCCCUUCUUGCACUUCACCUCCUCGGGUUUGCUAUUUCGAUUGGCGGCCUUUUUCUAUCACAUUAUUCCAGGCUUUCUCAUUGACAUGGCAUUGCGUCUGCGGGGACAGAAGUCACGCAUGCUCAAGCUAUAUGAUAAGGUCCACAAAAAUAUUGUAAUUCUAUCACCAUUCACCAUCAAAUCUUGGGGCUUCGAGAGCGAUAAUGCUGUUAAAUUGUGGCAAAGUCUGACUCCUCGGGAUAAGGUGCUCUUUGAAUUUAAUAUGCGGGACUUGGAUUGGGAUAAUUAUUUCCUAAAUGCUUUGCGUGGUAUGCGCAUUUAUAUGGGCAAAGAGGAUCCAGGAGAAGAAUCCAUUAAACGUGGUCAAGCGGUUUUAAAUAGAUUUUUAACACUUCAUCGAAUUUUGCAGUGUAUACUUAGCAGUGCCUUUGCCUUUAUUAUGUGGUCACUGCUUAAAUAUUUAGUUAAUUUUUAGGUCAAUCAACGGAUUUAUUAAAUAAAUGAG
Drosophila willistoni is the source of this 1602-nucleotide messenger RNA. RefSeq names its product fatty acyl-CoA reductase wat. Gene Ontology annotation, cellular component: peroxisome. Gene Ontology annotation, molecular function: alcohol-forming very long-chain fatty acyl-CoA reductase (NADP+) activity. The transcript is spliced from 5 exons. NCBI's taxonomy places the organism in Eukaryota, Metazoa, Arthropoda, Insecta, Diptera, Drosophilidae. The coding region runs from base 64 to 1572 and encodes 502 amino acids. The record is from RefSeq and is a predicted model, not a curated record. Gene Ontology annotation, biological process: long-chain fatty-acyl-CoA metabolic process.